GACACAUGUCCGGGAAAAACAAAAAGCACCGCACUUGAUCAGCGUGUGUCCAGCCCAUUGUCAAGCUGCCUCCGCCGUUCGCUGCCUCCGAAACAUGGGUGGCCAGGCGCUGCUGCCGGUGGCAAUGCCCAGGAGUCCGCUUCGACCGGUCCUUUGGGCGGCGCUGAUGGGCUUGGCCAGCCCCGCGUCCGUGGAGGAGGCGGUUCUACGGCUGCCCGAGUCGAAGGGGGGCCUCCAGGUCGAUGCGCUCGGCGGGUACUGCAUGAAGCUUCCGGGUCCCUUUCGUUCACCUCCGGUGAUGUCCGUGGCCGCUCAGGGACUGGGCGCUUGGACAAAGGAGCAGAUCUUGUGUCUCCAGGAUGCAGAUGUUCCAGAGGCCAGCUUUACCAUCAGCCCAUGGCCGAAGCGGUCGGAGGCCGAAGCGGGCGAGUUCGGCUUUGGCCCGGAGGUGGGCGUGAAUUUGCGCCCCAAGAUCGAGACCUCGGCGGUGUGGCCCUUGCAGGCCCAGACGCCGACCUUGGGCAUCCCCUUCCGGAGCCAGGCAGCACGACUUUUAGCUCUUCAGGCUACCUUGAGUCACCAGACCGUGGUGGAGUUGCCCCUGGUCGCUGCGCGCUUUCGCAAAAGCUGGGCGAUUGACGUGCGAGACGUGAACCGAAGUGUGAGCUGUGAACCUGAAGGCCAAGUAGGCGUUUGGCGGAUUGCCUGCCGCUUCGCCCGUGACGCGCCGGUGCAGUUGGUGGUCUUUUGCGGCCCCUGCGCAAGGAGCAGCGCCCGGAUGGAGAUUGUGCAAGGCAAGAAGCGCCAGGAGACCGAUGCGCCCUGGAUUGGGCUCACCGCAGAGGGCCCUUUGCAAUGGGUCAUCACGGUGAGAGAGACGGUGGACGAUCGGGAGAAGGUGCAGGAUUUCGUGAUCGCUGCUGUCAUGGGGGAUGAGGAGGUGCGCUGGGCAGAGUCCGGCGUGCAGCGGAACGUGCGGAUCUUCGGGAUGCUCUUGGCCCAGGCGACCCUCCUUACCGCUGUCGCGCUUGGUUUCGUCUCGGCACCCCAAACGUGGCCGGGCCUCAGCAGUGCUUCACUGGUGCUGCCCUACUUGGCCCUACUGGCGGUGCGUGAGGAUGCUCCGGUGCUGCUGCAGUCGGGCUUCACGUGGUGGCCCUUGAGCCAGUACCCCUUGCUGUUACUCAUGGAGGCCUUUGCGUUGAUGCUCAUCGUGGUGGUCUUCCACGGUCAUGCAGCGCUGCAGUUCCUCCAGGCCAAUGGUCCAGGCUCAGCCGAAGAGAUGCCUCACGGUUUGAGCUUCGGCGCGUGGGAACUGCGGGUGCUCAGCAUCGUCGCGGUGCCCGUGGGCUCGGCGGGACUGCGCAUCGCGCUGAGCGGCUUCUUCGCGAGCCGUGGGAGCAGUUUCUUCCACCACCUGUACGGCCUUUGUGGUUUGGGGCUCCUUCUUAGCUUGCUGGUCUUGCCUUGGAAAGUCCUUCAAAGGCUCAAGGACUUGUUCCAAGAGGGACGCAUCAUUGGUGUUCAACUCCAGGAGGGAACGAAGUACAUUGACCGGGUGUGUGAUCAGCUGUCCUCCAUCCCAGUAGCUCGACCUUCAAGGAUCCUAGGUUCCUGGAGUGAAUCGGCUAGCUGGCAACGGAGCGUGCCCGUCGCGAUGAUCGAAGAGCUGGAGCACCAUGGCAGUUGUAAGGAGCGGGGCGGCGAGCCUUGGCACCGACAUUGGUCAGCUGGGCCAUGGCAGCCCAGACUACCACACCAGCCCAGCACCUCUUCGGAGAUCCACCGGUCCACCAGCGGCUUGAGGUACCGGCCGAACUCGUUAGAUUCCAUGGUCAGUGCCGAGCCAUUGAUUGGGAAACAUGGCUGGAAGUCUCCGAAGGCGUGUACCGUGAGCCCCUUGCUGGCAGCGCAUCCCAUCUCCGUGACGACGCGCUUCUGCUUUGCCGAACGCUUGGGCUAUGCCGGGGUGUCUGGGCUCUCCUGGUUGGAUGCAGCAGUGCCUUCCAAGGAGUUGGCGCUCUUGGAGCAGUCCUUACCGCAGAUUUGCUUGCGCGUACAGGCCUGUCAGCUUUGUGGGCCCUUCACCGCCGGCCGCCUCUCCGCGUGCUUUGCCGCCGGGGAUCGAACCCCUUGGCGCUGGUCCUAUGACGUGCUUCUCAAGGCCUUCUUGGGGUGCCUCGUGACCUGGGCGCCAGAGGCGGUCGCUGGCAGGCCUGCCAUGCAAGUGGCUUGGGUGGCCACUAUGGUCCUCAUCGCCAUGAGCGUGCCUUACAGCUGGCCUUAUGUGCAUCUCAUCGACAAUCUCACGGCCUUCCUGGGGGCUUUGGCACUGCCAUGUGGCACUGCCUUCUACCUCUGGGGACACGAGUUGGACGCUGCGCAGUCUGCCAUGGUGGUCACGCUACUACUGGGGUAUUUGCCAGUCUUAGUCGCGCUGCUGGCCAUGGGUUUCUCCUUGAGACCUUCAGGCCACGAGAUGUCUCCGAUGGACGUCAAGGGCUGGGGCGAGUUGUCGGGCAACAGGCUUGGCUACGAGCGCCUAAGCUUGGAGGAGGAUAGCCCGGUGCAUUUGAAGCAGCGGCCAGAGGCGUUAGAUAUCCACCUGGCCGACGCGGUGCUUCUGCCACCGGAGAAGUCUGAGGCGCCUCGGGCACAUCUUCCUUGCGAGGUGAAGAUCCCCUUGAGGCCCAUGCACCUUUGGAUGAAAGGUGUCGUCCCGGUGAGUAGCUGUUUGGAUGAUCGUCAUCCACAGGUGGCCGUGCCAAUGGAGCUCCUCUUUGGCCUUGAAUCGCGGAACGAGCGAGACGUCCCGAGCCCUUGGGCUACAGUGUUGACGCCCAACAGUGGUUGGCUCCUCUACCGAGACCAGGAGAUGAAUGGCGGACUGAAGUGGCAGGAGGUGCUCCGAGAAGGUCUGCACUCGGCCCAGCCAGCCUUGCUGCGGGAAGCAGAACAGGUGCUCCAGGAGGAGCACGAGACUCUGACGGCCUUGGAGAUUUUGGAUUGAAGCCAAAAUAGCCGGAACACUGUCCAAUGUCAGUCAUUGUUUUGCUUGACGUUUAGGAGAUGAUCUUCAUGUUGGAUUUCAUGAUACUGCUGAGAGACGCGUUCGGAUGCGUUUCUUGGAAACACCGCGUCUCUCAGUGUCGGGAAGCCGCGAUGUCCAACAUCUUUGAGUGGACGACUUCUUGGCUGCUCCAAGGGACGGC
This is a messenger RNA of Durusdinium trenchii, 3212 nucleotides long. NCBI's taxonomy places the organism in Eukaryota, Dinophyceae, Suessiales, Symbiodiniaceae. The record is from the annotation of a GenBank genome assembly.